UCAUAACGAUUGUAUUUUUUUCUGUCAGUGUAGGGGUUUCUUUGAAUUCUUAGUGUAUUUGACAAAAUUGUGUCGAAAGAAUAAAACAAUUCACUGGACGUUUAGAUUCAAUUGCGAAAGUUUGUCUGCAUUAAAAAUUACAGUCACUGGCUUCAUACCAACUGUUUUAUUUCAUGUGAAGGUCACUUAUGAAACAUCAUUAUGACAACAACUCAUUACAGUACUGCCUUUGCUCAUCUGGUUUCUGCUGGUGCUUCCUUAUGGGCAAUUAGGGCUAGUGGUACCCAGAACUUCCCACGUGGGAGUUUCGGAACAUUCCUUAUUAAUUCAGCAAUAGGUAUUCUGACAUUUGGUAAUCCUGAAUUUGGUGAUAAAUUGAGGGCCGUGUACAGACACACAUUAUUUCUGAGUAAAUGUUUUGGAUUACCAUGCAUUGCAACUCAAGUAUGCCUCAACUCCGGUGUCCAGGAGGAAGUAGCAUAUCUUCAUUUGGGAUUUUCUGCCUUACCUAUUAUAGCACAUUUUUUGGAGGACAGACAUGAGAAGAACCUACUGGAUACAGUGCUGUUAGGUAACCUAAUAUCAGUUGUAUAUUUCAGUUAUGUCAGUGUAAAUUAUUAUGGAUUUGCAUUAGUUGUGUCAUACAUGCUUAAUCAUUUUGUUAUUAGAACAGAUGGAACAGCAUUUGAUACAAGUAUACCAUCUCUUGACUUGUUCAUGUAUGGUCUUUGCUUUUUUUAUUUCUUUGCUGUCAAAACCAUAUCUGACUGAUGUAUUCUGUUUGCAGAUAUUCCAUUUAAUGUUUGAAUUCACUGCAGUUUUUGUCACAGAUAUUUGUAUAAAGUACCAUGUACUGUUUUACCUCGUUACUGUAUUCGUUUUUUUGUUUUUCAUAUGCAUAUUUUAUGAAUAAAAUUUUUUAUGUAGAUUUUUA
Cryptotermes secundus is the source of this 934-nucleotide messenger RNA. RefSeq lists its product as uncharacterized. NCBI's taxonomy places the organism in Eukaryota, Metazoa, Arthropoda, Insecta, Blattodea, Kalotermitidae. The transcript has 3 exons. The record is from RefSeq and is a predicted model, not a curated record. The coding region runs from base 202 to 771 and encodes 189 amino acids.